Messenger RNA from Macrosteles quadrilineatus (aster leafhopper), 5820 nucleotides. RefSeq names its product serine/threonine-protein kinase tousled-like 2 (gene Tlk). The record is from RefSeq and is a predicted model, not a curated record. The coding region runs from base 400 to 2808 and encodes 802 amino acids. Gene Ontology annotation, cellular component: nucleus. Gene Ontology annotation, molecular function: protein serine/threonine kinase activity; ATP binding. Gene Ontology annotation, biological process: chromosome segregation; peptidyl-serine phosphorylation; intracellular signal transduction. The transcript is spliced from 16 exons. NCBI's taxonomy places the organism in Eukaryota, Metazoa, Arthropoda, Insecta, Hemiptera, Cicadellidae.
UUUGGAGCAGUUUUGCGCUGUGGUUGGAGUUACAGUUUUUAGGAAGUUAGUGACGGGUAUUUUUACUAUUUGAACAUUUUUAAAUGCUAACAGAUUAUUACCCAAUGGAUUAGUGGUUGCUUUUUAAUUCUAAAUCGGUUAAGAAUACAGUUAUUAUUCUUUUUAUGUGGCAAUGCGAGAAAAGGAUAGGCAGUAUCAGCAACUGGCGGGCGGCCGCCAUCUUCCAGAUGAGGUUUUUCUCGUUUAUUAGGUUCUAUUCGGUUAUAAUUGAAUGUGAUACGAUAUCGUUAUAUUAAUGCGAAUCGUGUUUUAGUGCGUGACAUAAGCCUGCCAACCAUUUGGAAUAAUCUGGAUACCACAAGACAGAUUGCCGAUGGGGCGUAGUGAGGAUCUGACGGGAUGACCGAGAGCCGCUGGAUAUCCUCAGGUGGCGCUGGCGUGAAGAUGGAACACCACUUCCAAGCUGCCCUGGACCCCCGUAAGCAGGAACUGCUGGAAGCGCGUUUCCUCGGCGCACGGGUAAGGGAGCUGGAUGGUAGCUUUUGUGACAAGGACAUGUUGGAUUCUAUGUCCGCUGGCUCCCAAAUACAAAUGGCACCACAAUCAGGCCUCAGCACAGGCCAGUCUGUUCAUAGCCAGGACUCUAAUAUGAGUACAGGUUCUAGUGAUAAGGAGCAAGACUGCGGGACUCCAGAGAAGCUGGCGCGGCCAACGUCAGACAGGAAGAGGAAGCGGAAGGGAGGCGACGACGGAGCAAGCGCUCUUGGUAGUGGUGGCAAGGGCGGACCCAGGUCCAUCGACACCAAGAAGAUCAACGACUACUUCGUCAAACACACGGGCAACAGUCCCAUCCGGCACGGAGGUGCCAAGAGUCCAUCACCGGGACAACAGGGAUACCCCAUGUAUCCUCCAUCGCCGGGGGCCACCAUGCUGCCCAGUGCGCAGGUGCCUGUGGUAUCUCAGGUGCAGGCGCAAGACUACUCUGCGCUGAUGCAGCCUCCUCAGCCCAGGCUACCAGGCGCACCUCACCCCAACCUCGUCAGUAAACAGGUUCAGACUGACCUAACUUGCCAAAGUAUACAGGAGUUUGAAACGCAAGCAUCGUCUGACUUAGAACUGAGAAAUAAUAAAAUAGAAGAGCUCAAUAGGUCCGCUGAAGAAUUAAGGCACCAAUUGGCAGCCCAACAAAAGCUGUUAGAACAACACAAAGCGCACACGAAUAAGUGCAUCGACGUUGUUAAGAAACUGCUCAAAGAGAAGUCCAACAUAGAAAAGAAAGAGGCGAGACAGAGGUGUAUGCAGAACAGACUGAGGUUAGGUCAGUUUGUGACUCAGAGGGUAGGCGCCACCUUCCAGGAGAACUGGACAGACGGAUAUGCAUUCCAGGAGCUCUCUAGGCGGCAGGAAGAAAUAACAGCGGAGAGGGAAGAAAUAGACAGACAGAAAAAACUGCUGAUGAAAAAGAGACCGAGUAAUUCAGAGACUGGACGGAAACGAGCAGGUAGUCAGGGUGAUCGGGGCGUGGGGGCAGCGCAAGGAGCGGCUGGGGCUGUAACGGCGUUACACAACGGCACCGACAACGCCACCUUCCUCAAACCUGACGCUCUCCCAGGCUUCUCUGCCCAGGAGUACUACGAGGCCGAUGAAAUACUCAAGCUGCGACAGUCGGCACUGAAGAAGGAAGACGCAGACCUACAGCUGGAGAUGGAAAAGCUUGAGAGGGAACGAAAUCUCCACAUCAGAGAGCUGAAGAGGAUCCACAACGAGGACCAGUCAAGGUUCAACAACCACCCAGUCCUCAACGACCGGUACCUGCUGCUCAUGCUGCUGGGCAAGGGCGGCUUCAGCGAGGUCCACAAGGCUUUUGAUCUGAAAGAGCAGCGGUACGUUGCCUGUAAAGUUCAUCAGCUGAAUAAAGACUGGAAAGAGGAUAAAAAGGCUAAUUAUAUUAAGCACGCGCUGAGGGAGUACAACAUACACAAGGCGCUAGACCACCCGCGGGUGGUGAAGCUGUACGAUGUGUUUGAGAUAGACGCCAAUUCCUUCUGCACGGUACUCGAGUACUGCGACGGUCACGACCUUGACUUCUACCUGAAGCAACACAAGACCAUCGCGGAGCGCGAGGCUCGCAGCAUUGUCAUGCAGGUGGUGUCUGCGCUCAAGUACCUCAACGAGAUCAAACCUCCCGUCAUACACUACGACCUCAAACCUGGCAACAUAUUACUUACGGAAGGCAACGUGUGUGGGGAGAUCAAGAUCACAGACUUUGGCCUCAGUAAGGUGAUGGAUGAGGAGAACUACAACCCUGACCAUGGCAUGGACCUCACCUCGCAAGGGGCUGGCACCUACUGGUAUCUCCCUCCAGAGUGUUUUGUCGUUGGCAAAAACCCUCCAAAAAUCUCCUCCAAAGUGGAUGUUUGGAGCGUCGGUGUGAUAUUCUACCAGUGUCUUUAUGGCAAAAAGCCAUUUGGCCACAACCAAUCUCAAGCCACGAUCCUAGAAGAGAACACAAUACUGAAGGCAACCGAAGUACAGUUUGCCAACAAACCUACAGUCAGCAGUGAAGCAAAGAGUUUCAUCCGAGCUUGUCUUGCGUAUCGUAAGGAGGACAGGAUCGACGUGAUGGCACUGGCGCGACACGACUACCUGCAACCGCCGGUGCCCAAGCACGGACGCCAGUCUGCGGCUAGCAGCAGCAACCUCAGCAGUCUGCAGCAACAACAACAGCAGCAACAGAGUCAGCAGCAUUCGUCAGCUGGCUUCAGCACCGGCAUGUUCAGCGGCAUGAAUGCAUCCUCCUCCUCGUAACAACCGCCGCGUCCCCACUUGUUAUCUAGUCGUUAACACUACUGCGUCGCGCCGUGCUGCUGUUAUUGUUCCUACCGACCGACUGAGACUUUUAUAAAAACGGUUCUGUGAUACCCGGUCGUGCGGUGUUUCUCUGAGACUAAUUUCACAUACCUCGGUUGCUGCGCGUCGUACGAAUGUAAAUUAUCAAGCGGAUCGAUACAGUUUAGUUGGUUUAUCUGUAAGGUUUUCUUUGGAUUAAAAUUUUAUUCAUCACUGACUAUUGUAACUAUUUCUUGUCUGCGCUCUAGCCUAUUUAUUGUUAUUUUAUUUUAACAAUUAUUUCUUAUAGGUCUGAUUUUUUAUUUUAUGUAUAAUAGUCCAAUUUUUAACUAAGUGGAAAUAAAAAGUUUAGUUAGUUAUUAUUUUUGUUUUCAUUUUGCUCCUGCUAAGGUAAAAAUUUAAUUUAUUUGGGAAUUUGAAGAAACGUACGUAGGUACCAAAAUCAUUGGUAAUGUUUUCAAUGUGUGGUAUUAACAGUGUUUGCAAACAUAAUCAUUCAUAGGACAUAAUAAUCAUAGUAUUGUAGAAAAAUAAAGAUUUUUCAACUGCCGUUAAUUUAUGUAUUUAAAAUGCUAUGUGAUAUUGUGUCUCUUACAACUGUAAGUCAAAAAUAGUUUGAGGGUUCAAAUCUAAUAAGAUUUUAUCAAAUGGAAAAAUCGAUAAAAAAUCAUAAUUUUAAUUUUUACAUUCUUUUGUACCAACCAAUCUUGUUAGUGUAGAAUUCCUCCACUGGAAAUUUAAUUUAUAUACUUGAAAUACAUUUGUUGUUUUUCGCUCAUCACAAAUGACGAGCAUGUGAGAGUGAGUUGUGCAAUGAUGAAUAAAGUUUUAAUCCGCAGACUGUCACGUGGUGUGUGAAGUUAAAGCUUGUUCCUGAGGACGCUCCCGGAGUGAAGUGAUGUACAUAUUGUUGCCUAGCGUAAGCACCUGUCUCCACGUCCAACGGUUGGUACAUCUCGUGCAACCACCGCAUUUCUACAUUUCUUGUGUUUCUAUACAUUUAUAUUUUUAUACAUUUUAUUUGUAUUAUUCUGUUUUUCUUGUUGAUAAAACAAAAAGUUAUUUAAAGAGAUCGGCUAUUUCUGAGAAAAAGAUUCUUUAUCAUAGAAAUUUAAAUGAUUUUGGUUUUUGACUAUGUUGAGCAGGCCUACUCAGCUUUAAAUUCCAAUAGAAUUGAACAUUUUGACAAUGAUGCUUGGCAAAAAGACAAUUAUUUAUUUACCCAAUGAUUUAUUUUUUGAGUGAAUUUUGCCUACAGAGAAAAUGCUAUUACUGUAGGUUUUGUAAUGUUUAUAAAUACUUGAGAUAAUUAAUUGACUAAUUGAAAAACUUAAAUAACAUCCUCCUUUGACAGCAAACACUAUUGACCACAUUGACAUGUUUUUGUCGUUUAUUGAGCGUUAUUCACAGAUGUACCAACCCUCCUAGUCUUUCUGUAUCAUCAACAAUUUUUGACUAUUGUAACCUUUUACUGUUAAGCAAUUAAUUAUACCUUAAAACUAUGAUUGUAAGUGUGCAAAUUUAAAGCGAAGCUGAGGCAAAUUUUUUUCACUGUUUUCAAAUCAAUUUGAUUUAUUUGUUGUUUGUUUUUGCAAUACUGUCUAAUUCUUCAGUAUUUGUUUGUUUGUUCUUGCCGUAUUUGUAAAAGUACCUCAGACUAGAAAAUAUGCUUCUUAUCAUUACAUUCUAUUCAAAUUUUCAUUUCCCUUCAAUGACUAAAAUAUCUGUGUUUUGAUGUAAAUUUUAAUUGUUGGAUUACAAUAAUUUGUUUCAUUGAGCUAUACAACUCGAUUUUAUCAUAUGAGAGUAUCUGUUUUAAGAUGCCAGUAUUGGCAAUAACCUUUAGUUGUAAUUGUUCAUUUACUGAACGCUGUUAAAAAGUAAAAUCUACUUUAAUGAUCAAAGGGCCCAGACAACUCUUUCUAAUAUUUCCCACACUGCAUAAUUUAGGCAGUACAAAUCUGUAGCCACAAAUAAGACACAAACUAGAUUUGAUUUGACACAGUUUUUUUACAGUAGGCCUCCUAGUACAAAUAUACUCAUCUUGAUAGGCUUUGUAAAGUGUGUUGAGGGUAUGUCCCUCAACUCGAUCUUCUGUCAACAUACAGAUUCAUUAAAUAAUUUAUAUUUUUUAUAUGUUUACAAUUCCCAUAAAUAUUAUUUUAUUUAUUGACAAAAAUGAACAGCCAUUCAAUGAGUUGUUGUAUAGUUGUGUUUUUUAUAUUGCUGAUUAAUAUUUUACAAGAUUGUUUAUACCAUUAAAGAAUCACAAAGUUGUUUAUGGCUAAAAUAUUAUUGUCUGAUACCUCAUUUAGUUGCUUGUGAUAAUAGUUUUAAUCAUUCCAAAAUUUUAUUUUGACUAGUAUCAACUAAGACAAUACAGCUGUUACGAUUUUUUCUUGUUUUAUGGAUACAAAGGUAAAAUAGGUUACAAUUUCAAAAAUUGUUUCAAAAUUUUCAAAUUGUAAGCCCAGAGUAAACCGAUGUUUAUAUUUUAACUUUACCAUAUUUAUUAAAUAAUUUAGACUCUAGAAAGUGGGCGGUUUGCUUUGGGCAUGCUUAGCUUCCAUAAUAUAAAUAUAUAAAUAUAACUGUGCUUCGAUAUUAUACAUAUACAUAUACUAAUUGUAAAAACACUGACGUUAUCAAGAUACGUUUAGUGCGGAUGUGAAUCGACGUUCGGUCGAGUGUUUCUUUUUCUCAUAGGGGAUGUUUUAACCCGAUCGAAUAACACUGGUUUUGUGAAAUUGUUAUGUAUAUUAUUAUUAUUAUUUCUUGUUUGUAAGGACUACUUUUUUAAACAAUGUAUUAUUUAUUUUGUAAGGCGGCGAGUGAAUGUGAUCGAGUGAGGACUGAGUUGUCGUCGAACUAGAACUAGUUGAAAUUAUGGAUUUAAUAAUAAUUACAAUUAUUAUUAUUGAUUAUACAUAAAAUCAUUUCUCCACAGAGAGAAAUACAAACCGAAAGGUG